Messenger RNA from Patiria miniata (bat star), 2177 nucleotides. RefSeq lists its product as uncharacterized. NCBI's taxonomy places the organism in Eukaryota, Metazoa, Echinodermata, Asteroidea, Valvatida, Asterinidae. The transcript has 10 exons. The record is from RefSeq and is a predicted model, not a curated record. The coding region runs from base 88 to 1698 and encodes 536 amino acids.
CCCAUUGCCUGUCCUGCCCGCCCGCCGCAGUUUGCCAGUUUUAUUCCUAUAAGUAUAAUACUCUUCCCGUCCGGCACCGUUUCCAAAAUGUCAAGGGGGCCUGGAGCUGGAGACAUCGACGAAGAUUUACCGGAAGUCGUUGCAGACCAUGAUGACAGUGUGGACGAAUACCUACAACGUUGGGGUGUUCCCGAAUUAAGUGCAAAUUUCAAAGAACAUGAAAUCGACACCGCUGCUUUGAAGCUGCUAGAUGAAACUUCACUUGUUGAGCUGAUACCCAAGAUUGGCUUGAGGCUCAAAUUUCUUCAGGGUUGGAGGAGAGAUUUUCCAAAGCAACAGCAUGCUGCAAUAAGAGCGCAGAAGCCUCCACUACAGUACAGUGAUGAUGACUCCUCUGAUGACCUGACGGAUGAGCAUGAGUUGUCCGAUAUUUCCUCCCAACAAAGCAAUGCAUCAGCUUCAGUGUCUGGGGCAUCCUCAUCCUCAAGUGGCACACCCUCUCACCAAAAGAAACGAAAGAUGUCACUGUUUAAUGCACGGACUAUUCUUCAGACAACCAAGGUUGGCACAGCUAUUGUUGCACAACUUCAAGCUGAUAAAGUGCUCACAAAGAAGGCCAGAUGCACAAUGACAUCCUUGUUGGUUGGAUUCCUCAUUGAAAACCAUGGUUUGAAGCCAAGUUCAUACGAGAAGCAGUGUCUUGCUGAGAGUAUCAUUGAGGAGUUUCCAUACCUCAAAGAUCCAGAGGGCAAAGGCUAUGAAGCAUGGUAUAUGAAAGGUGCAAACAAACGUCCAGCUACAGGGUACUUGGAGGAACGACUAAGGUACAUCAGAAAGACGAUGCUCGAUAAGGAGGACAGGAACAAGGGGAAAUUGGAUGCUCCUGCUGAAGAGCCACCUCGUGAAGGGACAACUAGUUCUCCUGAAGAAGAAGCCAGGAUGGUAGCUUGGCUGAAGGACAACAUGGAGCCAGCAAGCAAAGUUCAAGAAUACAUGGCACUGACAGCAAGGCAACGCAAGAAUUUCAUUGGGCAGAAGAAGCAAUCUCUGGCUGGCAUCUUGGAGGAAUUUCCACGUAUUCUCGACAAAGACAUGAUUGCACAGGACUUUGAUUUGGUGCAUCAUCCAGGUAUUGCAGAUAACCUCUUCUUCAAGUGGGAAGGCUUGUGUGACUCUGUGAUAGCAUAUGCCAACUUCAUGACUCCAACUUGGAAGCAAGUUCUCCACAUGCAGGACAAAGUAGAUGGUACACUCUCUACAGCGGAGAAGAAAAACCUGGCCCUGUUCCUUCUACCAGUCAUUCUGGGGGGCCGCAGUAAAGGCAAGCGAGGAGGCCGAUGCAGCCUGUUUGACAGCAUUGAUGCAUUUAUUGACUUAAAACCGGCCAUAAUCAACGUGGACAACUACCUGGACAGCAUCAAUGCCGAAAAGAGGCCACAACCGUUCAUCCUUGCACUCUACACAACUGAGCGCUUGAGUCCAUCUCAAGUCUUCUUGGUGGUUGAGAGACGGGCCAUCCCUUACCCAAGUCUGAUAAAGACUGUUGAUGCAGCAUUUAAGGCACAUUACGUGCUUGACAUCAAUUACCAGCCACAAGUCAAGACAGUCUGGGAGUUCCUCCAAAAUGUCGUGUACGAACUACCAGGGAUAGUUCCCCCAAUCUUGAGGGAUUUCCGUGCGUAUUUGGUGUCCAAGUGAUUUAAGCAUUGUAAUCCAAGUAAUCUGCAUUUGGUGUCAUAGGGGUGUGAAAUCUCAGCUUUAAAGCUGAUUUCAGCUUUUUCUCGCACUUGCUGUGUACAAAAAUAUAGAUUUUCAAAGUUCAGCCUUUUUAGACCUUUUUCAGCUGUUUUCAGCUAUUUUUAUCAGUGGUCACUCACACCCUGUGGUGUGCAAGUUCUUAAUAUCAGCUACGUACAUAUAAACUUAUGUAGCAACCAUUUGUGCCCUUUUCUGGUAACAACAUAUCAAUCAGCUACAGGUUUGACAUUUGAUUAUCAUGGUGUAGUCUAACCUGGCAAGCCAGAAAUCCCAGUAAAAAAAAUAAGUGCCUGCAUUAACCUUAGUAUUUUCAUUAACGCUAAAAGGAGUGUGGAAUGUUAAGCAACCAAAUAUAAGGUGAAGUAAUCUCGAAAUUGUUUCCUCAUUUUGUAUUUAAGAGAAUAUACAACAUUUGCAAA